This is a messenger RNA of Mustela lutreola (European mink), 1995 nucleotides long. It is a transcript of the gene EMC10, whose product is annotated as ER membrane protein complex subunit 10. The coding region runs from base 99 to 863 and encodes 254 amino acids. The record is from RefSeq and is a predicted model, not a curated record. The transcript has 8 exons. Lineage: Eukaryota; Metazoa; Chordata; Mammalia; Carnivora; Mustelidae. Gene Ontology annotation, cellular component: EMC complex.
GCUAGUGCGCAGGCGCAAAGAGCUGGCGCAAGCGUUUGCGCAGCAAGCUCCCAGCGCCCGGCUCGUUUCCUCCUCUGGCCUGAUGGGAAGCGGUCAAAAUGGCGGCGGUCGGUGUGGUGGCUGCUCACCUCCUCCUGCUAUUGCUGAUGGCAGCAGCAGUCCCUAGCCGGGCCCGGGGCAGUGGCUGCCGAACCGGAGCCGCUCUGCGGGGGGCCGGAGCAGAAGGUCGAGAGGGUGAGGGCUGUGGCACGGUGGGGCUGCUGCUGGAGCACUCAUUCGAGAUUGAUGAUAGUGCCCACUUUCGGAAGCGGGGCUCACUGCUCUGGAACCAGCAGGAUGGCACUUUGUCCCUGUCACAGCGGCAGCUCAAUGAGGAGGAGCGGGGCCGGCUUCGGGAUGUGGCAGCCCUGAACGGCUUAUACCGGGUCCGGGUCCCUCAGCGCCCUGGGGCCUCUGAUGGCUCAGAAGCUGGCAGCUAUGUCUCCUCUUUCGUCCCUGCGUGCUCCCUGGUGGAGUCGCAUCUCUCGGACCAGCUGACGCUGCACGUGGAUGUGGCUGGCAAUGUGGUAGGCGUGUCAGUGGUGACGCACCCCGGGGGCUGCCGGGGCCAUGAAGUGGAAGAUGUAGACCUGGAACUGUUCAACACGUCUGUGCAGUUGCAGCCACCGGCCACCGCCCCAGGUCCCGAGACCGCAGCCUUCAUUGAGCGCCUGGAGAUGGAGCAGGCCCAGAAGGCCAAGAACCCGCAGGAACAGAAGUCCUUCUUCGCCAAAUAUUGGCACCUCAUUCUCGGGGGGGCUGUGUUGCUCACAGCCCUGCGUCCUGCCACCCCGGGGCCCACGCCGCCGCCGCAGGAGGCCUGAUGGAUGUACAUCAUUCCCGUCGUCCUGUUCCUCAUGAUGUCAGGAGCACCAGACACCGGGGGCCAGGGAGGGGGCGGCGGCGGGGGUGGUGGCGGGGGCAGUGGCCGCUGAGGGUGGGGGGCAUCAGCGCCUGGUCUUCUUUCAUGCAGGCAACCCCCUCCCGCCAGAGUGCUAUUGUCCUUGAUCAUCCCAAGAAAGAUUUGCUAGCUCCCCCUGUCCCCAUCCCGUGAUGGUAGGGGGAUAUUCCUCCUAGGAGUCCUUUCCCUCUAGGCGGACAGGUGGCCAGAUUCUGGCAUACCCUGCCUUCCCCUGUGAUCCUUCCAUAGCCCCAAAGGCUUCCUUUUGGCCACAGCAUGGAGCUCGAGCUCCUGGUCCAGCUCUGACCUUAUGUUUUCCCCCCUUCCCCUGAGCCUUGUAGUUUGGGAACAUGCCGAGUUCUCUCCAGCCUCUGUGCCUUUGUUUGUGGUCUCCUUGCCCUGCCUGUCCCAGGCCUGGCUAGAGGGCCCCCCUAACUUGUCUGACUGGAUUGGGCCACACACUUUCCACCUGUCUGCCCUCAGGGGCCUGGCACAGAGCAGGUGUGGGCUGGCUAUGGGCAUCCCUUGGCCCCAUUCCAGCAGCCCUGCCUUGGGACCCCGCUUCGGCCUUUAUCUGCCCAUGGCUCCAAGCAGGAGUUGGGGUGUUGUGCCCUGUUUGGAUGCCAGGCCUCCCACAGGCUUUGGGGCAUGCAGAAAUGUUUAAAGUAAAAACAAAGUAAUGUCUGGUAGAGUUGAGAGCCGAUGAUGUAAAUAAAAUCCCUUCCCCAGCCUGGAAUGUCUUCCCUGGGACAGGCCACCAGGAGAGGACUGCUGGCCUUUCCUAUUUAUCAUACCACCCCACCGAUCUAUUUAAAAAAUACCAACAAUCUAUUGAAAUACAUCAAUGUUUCGAAAAGGUAUGACUUCCAGCAACCAAAUGCAACUGUUGAUUUGGUUGCAGGGAAGUCCUUAUGUACAGGCUUUAUUGAAUUCCGCUCUUUGCUCUGUGUAUUAUCCAGAAACACACAGAAAUGGCUGUCACGGUCGCUGAAAUGUCUGUGUAAUGCUUUGUGGUGUUGUAUGGUGGUUUAUUAAACUGUUCCCCAAAUGUUCAA